This is a messenger RNA of Penicillium crustosum, 615 nucleotides long. RefSeq lists its product as uncharacterized. The record is from RefSeq and is a predicted model, not a curated record. The annotation marks the transcript as partial. The transcript is spliced from 3 exons. Lineage: Eukaryota; Fungi; Ascomycota; Eurotiomycetes; Eurotiales; Aspergillaceae.
UCCGCUUCAACUUACGAUGAGACGAUUCUCUUACGGCCCUCGGUUGGCCACGUUGUUAUCCAUUUUAGCACGAAUCUGCUCAAGCCACCUACACCGGGUCUAUGCGUACGAAUCCAGGGCAUAAUGUUUGUGAAACCAGGGAAAGGGGGUUUGUUCGCGCCCUCUCCGAGGAUUUACGAGCCCCCACAAGUCUUGAAAAUCUACUCUCGCAUGAAUCAUUCAAAUAUUUUGAAACUGAUGAGGCCUAUUGUCACGGCAUAUGCUACAAACAAACCAGUUCUCAUAUUGAGAAGCAACUGCAAUAAACGCAAGGCAGAUUUCGAACUUACCAUCCAAGAAAACAUCCAAGAACACGGUGGGAAUAUAGCUCUACUCAUCACCAGAUGGAUCAACUUGGGUUCUGGAUUAACCCCGGGUGACCUCCGAUGGAAGACUCAUGCAUACCAUGGGCUAUUCAAGGAGCCUGAUACUCUGGUCUCCUUUGAACCCGCUUCUAGCGGUAGUUCACUAGGAGACCUAUCUUCACGCAAUAUUUACUAUCUAAAAGAUGAAAGAUACAAAACAAUCGAUGGUAGGAUUCCCUUGUUUGAAAAAUCUUACCUGGACCCUCCCUAA